This is a messenger RNA of Exserohilum turcica Et28A, 1475 nucleotides long. RefSeq lists its product as uncharacterized. Gene Ontology annotation, biological process: transmembrane transport. Gene Ontology annotation, cellular component: fungal-type vacuole membrane. NCBI's taxonomy places the organism in Eukaryota, Fungi, Ascomycota, Dothideomycetes, Pleosporales, Pleosporaceae. The transcript is spliced from 2 exons. The record is from RefSeq and is a predicted model, not a curated record. Gene Ontology annotation, molecular function: transmembrane transporter activity. Bases 159 to 1475 code for a protein of 438 amino acids.
AACAAACGCAUACCAACUGCCUCGCAGUCCGUGAUACUACAGACAGUCUGAUGGUGAUAUAUAAACGACGCGAGCUGGACACGAUGGCUUCCAUCAUCUUCAAGAACGUGUUGCAAAAUCCAAUAAGACCAAGCAUUCACUCGCGAUAGCAUACCAAAAUGCCUUCUUCACCCACUUCCCAAACACCUCAACCAUCUUCAAUUCCAACCUCACUGCUCGAUCCUGAGAAGCCUCCUUUACCCCUACCUACGACAGUCGAAGAUGAAAUUAAUAGCCUAGGCCCCGCUCCAGACGGUGGCCUCGUAGCCUGGCUCAAUGUUUUUGGCGGCUUCUGCAUCUUCUUCUCCUGCCUCGGUUUCACAUCUUGCUUUGGCGUUUUGCAAGAGUACUAUUCCACACACCAACUCAAGGACCACGAUAUGGACGAGAUUGCCUGGAUAGGCAGCGUGGCGGCUUUUAUCCAGUUUGCAGGCGGUGCAGUGGGUGGCCCAGUAUUUGAUCGGUUUGGAGUCUGGAUGCUUCGUCCAGCAUCGCUGAUCUAUGUCUUUGGCCUGAUGAUGGUCAGUCUGUGCGACAAAUACUACCAGUUCAUUCUUGCGCAAUCCCUGCUCAUGGGAGGAAGCGUCGCGCUUCUGCAGUUUCUCGCAAUGGGGGUGACAGGCCAUUACUUCGAUAAGCGACGUGCCGCAGCCAUGGGAAUCUUAGUUUCCGGGUCUUCGAUUGGAGGUGUGGUAUUUCCCAUCGUUUUGUCCAAACUCCUGAACUCGUCUUCGUUAUCCUUUGGAUGGUCUAUUCGCAUCAUUGCCUUCAUCAUCCUCCCCUUUAUGCUGUUCGCCUGCAUAGUCAUCCGUCCACGCUUUCCGCCUCGUAAGACAACCAUUUUCAUUGGAGCUGCGUGGAAGACGAAGAAGUAUGUGUUGCUCGUAUCAGCAUUCUUCUUUAUGAUGAUGGGUAUGUGGACUCCGCUGUUUUACAUUCCUACCUACGCGGUUCGUAGGGGAAUGAGCCCACUUCUCGCAUCCUACCUCCUUGCCGUCCUCAACGGAUCCUCGACCUUUGGACGUAUCAUUCCUGGAGUCCUGGCCGACAAACUGGGCCGAAUCAAUAUGUUUGCCUUUGCAGGUAUCUCAACCGGAAUUGUGGUGUUCUGCAUCAAUGAGCCCCGCACCAACGCAGGCAUCAUCGUCUAUUCCGUCUUCUUUGGCUUCGUCUCAGGGACAAUCAUCUCAGCUGGUUCGGCGGCUCUCUCGGGCUGCACCAACGAUCCUCGAAAUAUCGGCACGUACAUGGGCAUGGGUAUGGGUCUUGCAUCAUUUGCUGUCUUGGUAGGCCCGCCAAUCAAUGGUGCGCUACUAGACAAGUACGGUGGGUUUGUACAGGUCUCAGUAUUCAGCGGUGUCGUCAUCCUGUUUGGGGGUAUUCUCGCGCUCAGCAGCAAAUUUGCCACUCCUGAAGGAAUGUGGAGUAAGGUGUGA